Molecule: messenger RNA, 984 nt
Organism: Penicillium angulare
Lineage: Eukaryota; Fungi; Ascomycota; Eurotiomycetes; Eurotiales; Aspergillaceae
Product: putative RNA binding protein
Exons: 7
Coding region: 1-984 (327 amino acids)
Biological process (GO): mRNA export from nucleus
Cellular component (GO): nucleus
Molecular function (GO): mRNA binding
Source: RefSeq, a predicted model, not a curated record
AUGGAUCGCAGCUUGGAUGAGAUCAUCGCCGAAGAACCACGCAAACAAAACCGUCCAUCUGGCGGCCGCCGCAACCAAGGCCAAGGCCAAGGCCGUCGUCGCGAUCGCGGCGAUGGCAUCAGAAAGCCCCAAUCGCAAGACCGCGUCGAUUUGAACUUGGACUGGGUUCAUGACAAGUACGAGGAUGACAGAGAGGGUCGUCCCUCUCGCAACUCUCGCCGUUCACGUCGUUCAACCUCGCCCGGUGGCCGAGGCAGUAGUUCUAUGCUGACCAAGGUCCGCGUGGAAAACCUUCACUACGAUAUCACUGAGAGCGAUCUGGAGGAUCUCUUUGGCCGAAUUGGCCCCGUUACCGACCUUUCUCUCGUUUACGACCGCGCUGGACGCUCCGAAGGUGUUGCCUAUGUCACAUACAAGCACCUCAACGAUGCCCACAAGUCUCUUAAGGAAUACGAUGGUGCCAACGCGAAGGGUCACCCCAUUCGUCUGAGCCUUGUGCCCGGCCGACGCGAGCAACAAAAGAGCCUUUUCGACCGUGUCGCACGCCCUAGCGGACGUGAUGCCCGCAGCUUAAGCCCUGGUGGCGAGGAUGGAUCAGGACGAGGACGUCGUGGUCGUGGCCGUCGCAACGACACGAGGGCCGCCCCGGGCAAUAUCGAUCGCUACGUGCCUGGUGAACAAUCACCAAACCGUCGCGGUGGUGCUGGUGGUCGACGAGGUGGAGGUGGCAGAGAUAACGGACCUCGUACCGAGAAUGGGGGUCGUCGCUCAGGCAAUGCUCGUCCUCGCAAGACACAGGAGGAAUUGGAUCAAGAGAUGGAGGAUUACUGGGGUGGAAAUGCCGGUGGUGAGGGUGCAGAGAACCAAGCUGCUCAAGAACAGCAGGCUGCUCCCGCUGAAACUGCUGCGCCUGUUGCUGAGGCUGCUGCUCCCGCCGCCGCUGCUCCGGCUCACAACGACGAUGACAUCGAUAUGAUUGAGUGA